UGUGCCCGGCAGGGCUGUGCCCUCCAGUCCAGAUUCGCCUCUGCCCUCCCAGGUCUCCCGCUCCCCACCCCGGGCCUUGACCUCUCUCCUUUCGUCUGUCUCAGAGACACUGGAAGAGGCAGGCGACUCAGGCCCCGCUCCCGGCUUCCCCUCUCCAGUGCCCCCCACCAUGUCCUCUCCCACCAGCACACUGGAAAAGGGCCAUAUGGCCCGGAGGUUCCCAUUCCCACAACUGCUACUGCUGCUGCUGCUGCUCCCAGGCUCAUGGGCACUAUCAAAGGCCCAGGAACUUCACCGUGUGGCAGGGCAGACGCUCUCUGUGAGGUGCCAGUAUCCGCCCAGGGGUGGCCCCUACCAGAGCAAAGGCUGGUGUAAGGAGGUGUCGAAGUUCACGUGCCUCAGGCUGGUCACCAGCUCCAGACCCCGCACGCUGACUCAGAUCUCUCAAUCCUCAAUCUGGGACGACCCUGCUGCUGGCUUCUUCAUUGUCACCAUGACUGGUCUGAAGGAGCAAGACUCGGGACACUACUGGUGCAGAAUCUACCACACUUCCGGAAACUCUGUCGAUAGGUCCUUAAGGUUCUAUCUGGCGGUGUCUCCAGCCUCUGCCUCCAUGCAGGCCACCUGGGCUCCCCAUGACCUGGUCUCAUCACAGACCCAGAGCUGUGUGUCCCCGACUGGAAGAGCUGGAGAGACCCCUGGGGCUUCCUCUGCUAUCACUGCCCCUUCACGGCAACAAAACCCCACCCCCCACUCCAGCCCUGCAGCCCCCAGUGCCCUGGUGCCCCUGCUGUGUGGACUCCUCGUGGCCAAGAGCCUGGUGCUGUCAGCCCUGUUUGUCUGGUGGACCUUAAGGAAUCAACAUGUGCGGCACAGAGGGAGGUCUCUGACGUGCCCAGCUCGGCGCAGACCAGGCCCCUGGGCACUUCCUGCUGAGCCUCGGGACCCAAGAAGGACGGCCAGUCUCCCUGGAGUCCUCAGGAGCUCCUCCCUGACCUCUGAACUCUGCCUUUCCUGCGAAGAAAAGGCCAAAGCCUCCCAGAACUUAAGCCAGCGCCCUUGGCUACCUUCCUCACUCCAGUGCUGAGGAUUUCCCAGCUCCGCCCCCGUCCAGGUCCAGGCCCACUGCUGGCUCACACUGUGUUUGCCUCUGGGCCAGCACCGUCCAGACAUGGGAGCCAAAGCCCAGGACAGCACCUUUCCACCAAA
This is a messenger RNA of Equus quagga, 1209 nucleotides long. RefSeq names its product natural cytotoxicity triggering receptor 2 (gene NCR2). The transcript is spliced from 5 exons. The record is from RefSeq and is a predicted model, not a curated record. Gene Ontology annotation, molecular function: signaling receptor activity. Bases 170 to 1087 code for a protein of 305 amino acids. NCBI's taxonomy places the organism in Eukaryota, Metazoa, Chordata, Mammalia, Perissodactyla, Equidae. Gene Ontology annotation, cellular component: cell surface.